AUGGAAGAAGCUGUCACGAGAAAAUUUGUUCACGAAGAUAGUUCAUCAGUGACUUCCCUUUGUGGAGCUGUUGAAUCAUGUUUAUCGCAAGGACUUAAAAGGAGAGCACUUGGACUUUUUAAAACAAGUUCAACAACAGCACUACUUCAUAAAAUUGCUAAAAAUUUUGAACCUGCAAACAUAAUAUCUCAAAAAGUUCAAGAAUUGGAACUCGUGGAGCCGCAAAAGAGGUCAUCAUCUAGCACUGAUAAUGGUUCAAAACCUGCAAAACCACCUCUGCACAAAAAUAAUUCUGCUGGGUGUGUCAUUGGUCCAAAAUAUCUAUGGAUAAGAUUAGCUUUGUUCGAGAAGCAACUUGCUAAAAUAAUCGAUCACUUGGUGCAAAAUGCUUGUAAAUAUUAUGAGAAGGAUUCACUCGUCGCAGAUCCAGAUUACGGAUCCAUUUUAAGUUCUUUGUUGGUCGGCCCCUGUGCAUUAGAUUAUUCUAAAGCAAAAACUCAAGAUUAUUUUUGGACUGAUCCACCAGCAGACGAAUUAGUUCAAAGACAUCGAAUUUCUACGGGACAUAAUACUCCGCCUACGUGCAGGAGACAAGUAUUAAAUUUCAAUAGGAGUUUACACGCAGUUAAUUCAGAAGAAAAUGUAAGAUCGGUUCCUAUGUCGGCUAAAGACUACGUAGAGUCUCUACAUCAAAACAACAGGGCCACACUAUUGUAUGGGAAAAAUAAUGUCAUGGUACUUCCGAAAGAGCAUUUAGAACCCAUGGCUGGUUAUCUAUCACUACAUCAAAGUUCUCACGGUUUAACAAUAAAAUGGACUCCCAAUCAGUUAAUGAAUGGAUAUGUCGAAACAGAAAAUCAAGAUAAAAGUUUGUAUUGGGAAUACGCUCUAAAUGUUAGCAUCGAUGAAAUAGUGUACGUUCAUUGCCAUCAAGCUAGUGACUCCGGUGGUACAAUAAUUUUAGUGGGUCAAGACGGUGUUCAAAGACCCCCCAUUCAUUUUCCCAAAGGAGGACAUUUAUUAUCAUUUUUAAGUUGCCUCGAAAACGGUUUACUUCCCCACGGCCAAUUGGAUCCUCCAUUAUGGUCGCAAAGAGGAAAAGGUAAAGUUUUACCUAAGCUUCGUCGCAAAAGUAAAGAGAAUUCAGAUGGGAAAACGGAAGACGAUGAUUCAACUGAUUACGUUUUCAGGAUUGUUAGAAAAGUUCAAAGAGAAGAUAUCAAAUUACUUGAUCCGAGAUAUGUUGAGCCUGUACAAAGCGUGAUGCCUCGUCUUCAGUCAAGAGUCAGAGCUCAAUUACUCUCCAGUUCAACAAGUUCAACCUCGAGUUCCAAAAGCUUCAGCGCUGAUCAUUCAAACGGGUUGGAUAUGUUGGACUCGCCAAAAACUCCCAACGGACUUGCCACGAGUCCUUCGCAAGUUAAUGCCGGGGAAUCGAUCCAGUUGGUGUGCGACACCAUGAAAAGGCAAAUUAUCUCACGUGCGUUUUACGGUUGGCUGGCAUAUUGUCGACAUUUAUCUACCGUUCGUACGCAUUUGUCUGGUUUGGUCAAUCCCACCACCACGAGUCAUGUAGACGCUGACGGUGGUCUGACGUCAGAAAAAUGGAAUAAUAUUUUCAACGAUGGUAUCGUUUCAAAUUCAGAAGAAGUGUUUAGAUUAACUUAUCUAGGAGGUGUGGAGCAUUCCUUAAGGAAAGAGGUUUGGCCAUUCUUACUUGGUCACUACGAGUUUGGAAGUACGAUACAACAACGUGUCGAAUUAGAUCUUACUACUCAACAUAACUACGAAACGAUCAUGUCAGACUGGUUAGCCGUUGAAGCGAUCGUGAGGCAAAGAGACAAAGAAACAAUGGCUGCAAAUCUUGCCAAAUUGUCAAGUGAAAGUACGAGCGGUGAAAAUGUUCCCCUAACUCCAGGGUUAAACGCUCAAAUCAGUAACGAUGUUUUUGAGGAUAACAUUAGCUUGGGUUCCGAUGAUGGUAAUUUAGGAAUGGAAGGAAUCGAAUUCGAAAGUGAAAAAAAAGACAACGACGAUAAUCUUGAGAAAUCUAUCGACACGGAAGAGGCUCAGCAAAACGAAGUUAACACUUUUAUUGAAAACGUCAUAUCACAAUCUUCGGAUGAGGGUUUAGGUGACGAAGAUAAAAGGUUGAAAAACAUGAAAAGAGGUAUAAAUCAAGUGAUCGUGACAAAUCCAUCGGUGGAUUCCGGUUUGAUAUCCGAAGAAACUGUCGAAGUGUCGACCAUGGAACCCAUCGUGGAAACGGAAACUUUGACCGUGGGAGAAGAAGGAGAACAAAAUAAUUCAACUUCGAAUUGUGUAUCUCCUGCGAGUUCACAAGGAGGAAUUUAUUCUGCCGAGCUUUUGGAAACAUUUGGAUUGAACGUACAUCGAAUCGAUAAAGACGUGCAAAGAUGCGAUAGAAAUUAUUAUUAUUUCACAAAUGAAAAUUUAGAAAAGCUUCGAAAUGUUAUGUGCACUUACGUUUGGGAACAUCUCGAUAUAGGAUACAUGCAAGGAAUGUGCGAUUUAGUCGCUCCACUUUUGGUAAUUUUUGACGAGGAAUCAAUUACCUACGCUUGUUUUUGUCGUUUGAUGGAUCGAAUGGUUGACAAUUUUCCCAACGGAGGAGCGAUGGAUGCACAUUUUGCAAACAUGAGAUCCCUAAUUCAAAUUUUAGACUCGGAAAUGUUUGAACUCAUGCAUCAAAAUGGAGAUUACACGCAUUUUUACUUUUGUUACAGGUGGUUUUUGUUGGAUUUUAAACGAGAAAUGAUUUACGACGAUGUUUUUAUCAUAUGGGAAACAAUAUGGGCGGCCAAACAUAUCGCUUCUGCUCAUUUUGUCUUAUUCAUAGCUCUUGCACUCGUUGAAAUCUACCGGGAUAUAAUAUUAACGAAUUCGAUGGAUUUUACGGAUAUAAUAAAAUUUUUUAACGAAAUGGCGGAACGACACGACGCAAAAGCUAUUCUUACACUGGCCAGAGAAUUAGUAUUUCAAGUUCAAACUCUCAUCGAAAAUAAAUAA
Molecule: messenger RNA, 3030 nt
Organism: Pediculus humanus corporis (human body louse)
Lineage: Eukaryota; Metazoa; Arthropoda; Insecta; Psocodea; Pediculidae
Product: run and tbc1 domain-containing protein, putative
Exons: 17
Coding region: 1-3030 (1009 amino acids)
Biological process (GO): activation of GTPase activity
Molecular function (GO): GTPase activator activity
Source: RefSeq, a predicted model, not a curated record